Capsicum annuum is the source of this 627-nucleotide messenger RNA. RefSeq names its product protein cornichon homolog 4. The record is from RefSeq and is a predicted model, not a curated record. Gene Ontology annotation, biological process: vesicle-mediated transport. Lineage: Eukaryota; Viridiplantae; Streptophyta; Magnoliopsida; Solanales; Solanaceae.
GUACACAAGAAGGCAGCACCUUGUUGAUGUGACAGAGAUUUUUAAUCUGCUUAACUGGGAAAAGAAACAGAGGCUUUUCAAACUUGGCUAUAUCAUCCUUCUCCUCUUCGUAUCAUUAUUUUGGUUGAUUUACAGCGCUUUGGAAGAUGAUGAAGAGUCUCUAUAGGUUCUCUGGUCUGAGCCAAAGCAUACGUCCCCGGAGCUGCUGCGCUUGCUCAUUUAUAUUGCUUGUUCUAGUUCCUUAUUCUUGAAAGUUCAGGGUCUAGAGAUAGCAGGUUUGAUUGCAGAUUCUGGUGUACAUGAUUGGAAGCCCUCCCGUCCCCCUCUUUAUUCAAUUUUCGAGCAACCACAGGUUUUUCAGGCUCUAUAUAUGUACUGCAGGGUGUGAUUUUGAGUGACAUAGUACCUUCACCAAAACUAAAAUCCCACUAUGCUGCAUUUGAACAUUGUCUUCUGUAAGCUUAUGCUGUCCAUUUGUUUUCGAUCUUCAUUUACAUGACAUUGCUAAUUAAGGAUGCUAUUAGUUGAUGCAAGAUCUUUUUCUUUAUCCCUGAUAUACUUUGUCUUGUGAUGUUGAACAAAUUUUGUUAACUAUUGACUUCAGGAAAUAUACAAAUUUUCCCAGUA